Molecule: messenger RNA, 1848 nt
Organism: Trichoderma atroviride IMI 206040
Lineage: Eukaryota; Fungi; Ascomycota; Sordariomycetes; Hypocreales; Hypocreaceae
Source: RefSeq, a predicted model, not a curated record
AUGCAGUCAUUUUGCAAAGCUCCUCAGUUACACAAAGCAGCCUCUGGAGGGUUCAACGAGCUCCUCCGUGGGUUUCUAGAGUUUGAUUUGGUCAAGGCAUCUAUUGACAGCUACAAUGCCUUUGGCUACACCCCCUUGCAUUACGCUGCUCAACAUGGGCACGCUGACACGGUGAAUCUGCUGCUCGAGAAUGGAGCAAGUGCCAAUCUUAGCCGACAAAAUGUUGCAUCGCCGUUGCAAAUUGCAGCUGAGCUGGGCCACACAGCCGUUAUCAGGUUGCUCCUGAAAUAUGAUGAUUGCACUACAGGUGACAAUGUAGACAAGUCUCUGAGGCUAGCAGCCGCCGAGGGCUACGUACAGUCCGCCAAGGCUCUCUUGGAUAAGACGACGGCCACAGAUCCUGUGGAUUCCGAGGGCAACACGGCCCUCCAUUUGGCAAGCAGGCACGGCCAUGCGGAGUUAGUUUGUGUCCUACUGGACUCUGACAAAUUCAGCAAAGAUCUCCCCAACGAGGGAGGAAUGACAGCAAUGCAUCUAGCCGCCAGGGAGGGCUAUACAGAAGCCGUGGCGAUUAUUCUGGAACAUGAAGGUUCGGCAGAGAUAACGAAUGCGGACGGAGAUACUCCAAUGCAUAUUGCCGCGGCCAAAGGCUAUAUCAACGUUGUAGAGCUUCUAUGUGCUAAAAACCCUAGCAUCAGAUACGAAAGAAAUAGCGACAACGAGACACCCCUGAUUCUGGCAGCGAAGAGGGGGCAUGUGGCUGCUGUGAAGAAGCUCCUUCAUGUUUCCGGCUCUGGGAGCAAGCAGAAUGGAACUGACGAAGACAGAGAUACAGCACUUCAUUUGGCCGCGUCCAUGAACCAUCUCGAGGCAUGCCAGACACUUCUCUCACACAUGUCUGACUCUGGGAUCGAAGCAAUCGAUCUCUCAAACAAUGAGAAUGAAACACCAUUGUACCGAGCAUGCUGUUUUGGCCAUACUGAUGUCGCGAAAUUGCUCCUCGAUAAUGGAGCUGAUUGCAAUAAGCACUGCACUGAAGGCUGUACGCCUCUUCACAUCGCAGCUUUCUUGCGCAAUUUGAACGUCGUCAGAUUGCUUCUAGAUAAGACUGCAGAUUAUAAUGCUCUGGCCGAUAUAGAGGCUACACCCAUCAUGCUGGCUGCGCAAGAGGGCCACGCCGACGUCACUGCCAUGUUGUUUGAGGCUGGUGCUGCCGUAGACAUGGUCGACUCGAAGGGAUCAACGGCGCUUCACUACGCUGCCUGGGACGGACACCUCGAUUGUGUUGAGUUCCUCGUUGAAAAAGGGCAUGUAGACUAUAGCCUUCCGCGAAAGGACGGACGAACGCCGCUGCAUCUCGCCGCUGUAGAUGGACACGUCGAUGUGGCCAAGUAUCUUCUGGAAAAGGGGGCGCAGCUGAGCGGAGGCGAAUACGGCAGCGCCCUUCACGCAGCCAUCGAGGGCCGGAAUGUGCGGUCAGUGAAGCUGCUUCUCGAGCACGGCGCUGAUCCGGCCAUUGAACACAAAGGAGAAGGGGCCAUCUUUCCUGCUUUCCGAGUUGGCAAUCUUGAAGUCGUCACGGCUCUCCUGGACAAAAUGGACAGCACAGCCAGAGCCGCAAAAGACAGAAACGGGCGCAGCCUACUGGCUUGUGCGAUAGGCGUGAAGAACAAAGAUAUUGGGGACUAUCUAAUUUCUAUGAAUCUUGUUCCCAUCCAAGACAAGGAUCUCUAUGGACGAACGCCGCUCAUGGAGGCCGUCCUAAGCGACAACGCCGACAUGGUCAAGACUCUGUUAAGAAUGGGAGCAGACCCCAAUGCCAGCGACACCGAACGGAAGACGCCACUC